This is a messenger RNA of Pomacea canaliculata, 2058 nucleotides long. RefSeq names its product presenilins-associated rhomboid-like protein, mitochondrial. Gene Ontology annotation, cellular component: membrane. Gene Ontology annotation, molecular function: serine-type endopeptidase activity. The record is from RefSeq and is a predicted model, not a curated record. The transcript has 9 exons. The coding region runs from base 35 to 1201 and encodes 388 amino acids. NCBI's taxonomy places the organism in Eukaryota, Metazoa, Mollusca, Gastropoda, Architaenioglossa, Ampullariidae.
AUUGCAUUUUGUAAUUUUCAUUAACACAUCCACUAUGGCAGCCUACGUCUGCAUACGUUCAUGCUGCAAGCAUAUUUAUAAAACCAUUUCAAGCUCAGCAUUCAGGCACACAACAGGUUUCCAUUCACCAGUCACAGUACCACUAUUCAGCAAGCUUCAGCCUGCAGUCAGACUGUACUGUGGCAUCACUGUAAACUGCCCUCACAGAACUGUCACAAAACUAGCAUUCACAGCUUUUUCACCAAGAGCUCUGCUUAGUCGAAUACCUGGUGUAGGAAGAUGGCUUACUCGUGGGUUUCGAUCUCAACGAAAGGAAGAUAGAUUUGAAGUUAUUCAAGGGUUUGCAAAAGACAGAGAGCACAGCUUACUAAGGCCUCUACUCUUCACAGUAAUAACAUUUGGGACAAGUUUUGGAGGAGCCAUGAUUUGGCAGUAUGAGUCCCUGCGUGCUCGGGCACAGACUGUAAUUAAAGGAUUAGAGCGGCAGAUUUCACAGAUAUUUGAGCCACAUUUCCAAAAAGAAAUGGAUUUUCGUGCACAUUUAAAUGCAAUGUGGAACAAGUUGUCUGAUGGCCAGAAGAUGGUGGCAGGCAUCAUUGCGUGCAACUUUUUAGUGUUUUUGGCAUGGAAGAGUCCACAGAUACAGCCUUUUCUCCUGCGAUAUUUUGUUAGCGUACCUGGGAAUCCAUCCGUCUCUAUGGUGCUGUCUGCAUUCAGCCACUACAACUUCUGGCACAUUGCAGCAAACAUGUAUGUCCUCUGGUCAUUUGCAUCCAUCUCCCUCAGUCUCUUUGGCCGUGAGCAGUGGCUGGCUGUGUACGUCAGCUCAGCUGCAAUAUCUUCUUUUGCUAGUCUGGCCAACAAAGUCCUUCGCCAUGGCUCCAUAGCACCAUCUUUAGGGGCAUCAGGUGCCAUCAUGUGCCUUCUGGGGGCAGUCUGUAUCACUCAUCCUGAGGCUCGCCUUAGCAUCGCUUUCAUUGGGGAUAUUAUCCCUCAUUCCUUCUCAGCCAGCACCGCUUUGAAGGCCAUAAUCCUGUUGGAUGCAGUAGGUCUAGUGCUUGGCUGGCGAGUCUUUGACCAUGCAGCCCAUCUAGGAGGAGUUUUGUUUGGCAUAUGGUAUGCAACAUAUGGACACAGAAUGGUGUGGGGUCAGCGUGAAAACCUACUACGAUGGUGGCACGAUCUACGAGGCAAACCUUAGGGACGUUGUCUGACAUCCCUUGGCCACUGUCGGCAGUGAAUGUUGUGAUGAAUUUGUGGAUUGUGCAGAAUGUUGGAACAGUUUGUUUCUCUUUCUGGUCUACCAUCAACAGAGACUCUCGACACCUGUUACUAGCUUUGUUUUUUUUUAAGACACCAUGGUUGUACAUCAUCUUUGUGUACCACUGAGUAUGGUGUUCAGACUUGUGAGAAAAGUUGCUUGCAAAUAUACCUUCUCAGAGAACAAAGGAGAAUUAAAAAAUAUUCUAUUUUUGCUUAGUGGAUUCCAUUAAUGAUUGUAAUGCACCAGUCAUAGCAGGCACAAUCAAAUCUGUUGAUGAGUGUGCAGAUACUGUAAUUGUUACAGGUCCAAUCUAUGCUAUCCAAUCAAGCUAGAUGCUUGAGAAAAAGAUAUUUGUACAAAAUAUAAUUUACUGGUAUUGUUCUUAGUAUGUAAAGAGUUGGGGCUUCGUGCAUAUUUUGCAGAUAGAAUGAAUAUGUGUGUGUGCUUUGCAUGGAUGUAUGUGAAUGUUUCACUGUUCAGAUUGCCAAGUGUUUGUCCUAGUUCUGUUGGAAAGAGUGCAGAGAAAAUUCAUAACUUAAGUGUUUCCCUAGUAACUGUGUAGUAACCUUGAAGCCUGGCCCGUCUUUCAGGAGCAACAUUUGUUCAAUAUCUUGCUCUGAGUGCCCAUUUAGCAAAGAAUGUCUUGAAAUGCCUGGACUGGCUUCUCAAGACUGUGUAGUAGAAGUUGGGAGGCAUUAAGAAAUUAUUGUAAACUUUUCAACAUCUUACCUUUGAAAUGGUAACCAUGCAAUGCCUCAGCAAACCGAAUAAAGUACAAAUAUUUUAACAAAUAA